UUUUUUUUUCCUUUCCACAACUCAAAAAUCAACUCUCUAGGUAGGUUUUCAUUUUCUUUAAGGAAGCAAAUUUGAUUUCCUCCACUGUUUUGUUUCAGUCAAUGUGAUACCAUGAUUUCUCUAUUUUUUUCCACGACUUCCAUAAUAAAGAAAAAUUGUAGCAUCAUCAAGUGAAGUCAUUUUUAUCACCCAAUAUCCUCUGUAUAUCAUCUUGUUCAUGCUUUCUCUCCACCUACUUUUCUACUCACCAUAGACUUCUUAAUAAUCCAUUGCCCUUCUUCCCUUAACCACAUCCAUUUCCCCAUUUCCUCCAAAUGAAUUCCCAAAGCUUUUACUUCUUCUCUUUGCUCACUUUGUUUUCUUGCCUUAUACUAAUUCAUGUACCUCAAGGUUCCAGUAAUCCUGAAUUCUACCGAACUUGUGGAAAUACCUAUAGCUGUGGUGAUAUUACAGGAUUGAGUUAUCCUUUUCGCAAUGUCAAUGAUCCUCUCUUCUGUGGUUAUCCUGGUUUUGAGCUCAAUUGCAAUCAGGAUAAUAUUACCACUAUGGUCAUCAACAACAUCAACCAUCGAAUAUUAGACGUACAUUUAACAACCCAAACAAUAAGGAUUGUUAGGGAGGAUAUCAUGGAAUCAACUUGUCCUGUUGAUUUAGUUAACACAACUCUGGAUUACUCCCUCUUCGAUUACGCUGUUGGCUAUUCAAACUUGACCUUCCUAUAUGAUUGCCCUGUUUCAUCCAGCUCUGCGGAAACGGAUGUUAUGAUGGCUUGUAGAAAUAGCAAAUAUCACAAUGUUUUCGUAUUGCCGGGUGCUGUAGGCCCGGGGAAGUGCAAUGCUAGUGUCACAGUUCCAGUACGUCAAAUGAGUGCUGCUACUGUUGGAUCCUUGAAUUCAUCAGGUUUGGGACAAGUACUUCAACAGGGCUUUGAUAUAAAAUGGAAAAUUGAUAGUAAAGCCUGCAGUGAAUGUAUCCACACAAAGGGGAAAUGUGGGUAUGAUGAAUUCAUGAAGCAAACAACUUGCUUUUGUCCUGUUCCUCCUUAUGAAUCUGCUUCUUGUUCAGUUGCUACUUUUGGAUUCUCGCCAACAUUACCAAUAUCUAAACCAUCUCCAUCUCCAUCUCCAUCCCCAGGUAAAUGUUCUUGUUUUCCUAAGAACUAUUUCUGGCUCAAUUUGCCUUCUUAGUCUUGACUUAGUCGACGGAUUUGGUUCAGUCACUCCAUGGGGUUUACUUCUUCUUGUGUCUAAUUGACUAAUUAGCUAAUUUAAUAAAUUUGAGCUAACUCGAGGAUAACGACAAGGACCAGUGUCUCCCAUGUAGAUCCAUAGAUUAUAUUAUAUAAACUGAUAAUUAAAGUUAACACUCAUCAAUAUACUCUUACUUAUUCUCCUUUUUUAAAAUUAAUAAUACACCUGUUGUAACUUGGUUGUUUAAGUAACUUGAUAGUGCAAAAGUACUUUACACUGUUGCUAUAUAAAAAUUAAAGGUCCCAAUUACUUGAUUGUAGUCUCCUGGAUUAGUUUAGUGAUCCAAUAUCUUCUAAUUCAUUCAUCUCUGAAAUCAUGUUUCACGUCCACAACUGUGUAAGUCUAGUUUUACCAUUCAGUAGCUGUCAUUUUAGUUGGUAGUAUUAGGUAUGCCUCUGCCAACCAACCAUUGAUGAUAAAGUCUAUUGUUGAGAUCUUCUUUUUAUUUUUUCUACAUUGAGCAUUUUUUCCAGUCAAGGCUGAAAAUAAUAUCUUGAUAGUUGGUUAGCUAACUUUACAUGGAUGAUGUAUCCAGUAUCAAGAUUCGGGAAAACAAAACUAGAAAUCCAACAACUAUUAGCAUGCGUUUUCAUUAACUAAUUUUGCAAGACAUAUGGUAUCAUUAGCAAUGUCAUGGUUGAAUUAGUACAAUAGUGUUGGGAGAGGAGAGGGGAGGGGAGGGCUGAGGUGUCGUCCAAUUUCCCUUCUAGUCAUGUGAUGUUGUCCGUUUUGGACAUAGGUCAAUGUUUCCACAUUGACUUUAAAACACAUCACUAGGGUCAAUGACUUGUAUUCUUAUAUACCUAGCAUCUCUCCCACGUUUUGCCAAUGGAGAUAUGCCUAGGGUAUCAUAAGAGUAAUGGUAUCAAAGGCAGAAAAGGCUCUUAUAGUAGAUAUCGAAAUUUGGGCAUAUAAAUUAUUAACGUUCUCCUUAAUUAUGGAGCAUGUCUAGGAGAUAAAUCUGUUCUUCUCAAUGCAUCUUACAGAUUAGUACUUAUCUUUUUGUUUUCCCACGAUCAGUCCGGCCGGUCAUUCGCAAAUGAAAAGGGGAUAGUAGUUCACUCAAAAUACCCUGCUUUCCACUUCUUCAACAUUUUCCAUAGAAGUAGUGAAACCUUGUGGACGCUAAAUUAUGGGUUAUGAACUUGAGCUACUGUCAUAAUAAUUGGGACAAAGUAGGUGAUAGACCCAUACUUACUGAAGUUGCACUCUUUUAAGGUGUGGGAUCACAUAAAUUUGCAUGUGCAUCCGAGUUCACACGUUCAUUCGGUCCUGUUGCAUCUCCUUUGUAAAGUGUAUUUCAACUUAUACUUAUUCAGGAAAGACUUAUCCCAAUAACCAACUUAUCUCCCACGGU
Lycium ferocissimum is the source of this 2607-nucleotide messenger RNA. Its product is annotated as LEAF RUST 10 DISEASE-RESISTANCE LOCUS RECEPTOR-LIKE PROTEIN KINASE-like 1.3. The record is from RefSeq and is a predicted model, not a curated record. Gene Ontology annotation, molecular function: polysaccharide binding. NCBI's taxonomy places the organism in Eukaryota, Viridiplantae, Streptophyta, Magnoliopsida, Solanales, Solanaceae. Bases 315 to 1187 code for a protein of 290 amino acids. The transcript has a single exon.